UUAGAAACGUGACAGUUCGUAUAUACCAACACUUGCGGUUGAAGUUAUCACUAUUAUCACUAGAUCAAAAUCUAGGCGAUGAUUUCACCACCAGUACUUUAAAAAGUCAUCUGUAUUGUUAGUAGUUGCAGUUCACGUCUCGCUGUUACUCUCACUGGAUAGAACAUGGCAACGAAGUACAAGCUGACAUAUUUCAACGGCAGGGGGCGGGCAGAGGCCAUCAGAUGGUUGCUGGUUUAUAUGGAUGAGGAGUUUGAGGAUGUCAGGAUAGACUCUGAGGAUUGGCUGAAAAUGAAACAAACUACCCCCUUCGGCCAGUUGCCGCUGUUGGAGGAGGACGGUAAGCCGAUUUGCCAGUCUCUGGCCAUCGUCCGCUAUCUUGCCAAGAAAGCCGGGCUUGCUGGAAACAACGACUGGGAAGACCUGCAACUCGACAUCGUCUCGGACACCCUGGUGGAUUUACGCACGCCCGCUGGAGCAUUUGUGAGAGAGACCAAUGAAGAUUUGAAGAAAGCUAAAAAAGAAACUUACAUCAAAGAAACACUGCCUUUCUACAUGAAAAAGUUAGACUCCAUUGUGGGAGAAAACGGAGGGUACUUGGCAAACAAAAAAUUGUCUUGGGUUGAUUUUGUUUUUACCGCAACUUUGGUGGAAUUCCUGAACCAACACCUUGGAAUUCCUGACGUCACAGCAAACUACCCUCACUUGCACGCGCUUACGGAGAAGGUCCGGGCCAUUCCACAGAUCAAAACAUGGAUCGAAAACCGGCCAAAGACUACUUUCUAGACCUUCGCAAAAGAAGGCAUAACCGACAGCUCAGUCUUCAUAUAUGCUUGAGCACUUCAUAGUUAAAGUUGUUAAAGAGGGAACUGUGAUUGUCUAGUAAAUAAAUAAAUGUGAAUAUUA
This is a messenger RNA of Homalodisca vitripennis (glassy-winged sharpshooter), 906 nucleotides long. Its product is annotated as glutathione S-transferase-like. Gene Ontology annotation, molecular function: glutathione transferase activity. The transcript has 5 exons. Gene Ontology annotation, biological process: glutathione metabolic process. The coding region runs from base 166 to 786 and encodes 206 amino acids. Lineage: Eukaryota; Metazoa; Arthropoda; Insecta; Hemiptera; Cicadellidae. The record is from RefSeq and is a predicted model, not a curated record.